This is a messenger RNA of Malassezia vespertilionis, 204 nucleotides long. RefSeq lists its product as uncharacterized. NCBI's taxonomy places the organism in Eukaryota, Fungi, Basidiomycota, Malasseziomycetes, Malasseziales, Malasseziaceae. The transcript has 2 exons. The record is from RefSeq and is a predicted model, not a curated record. The coding region runs from base 1 to 204 and encodes 67 amino acids.
AUGCCACGCUCUGCAUCCAUCACUGCAACGGCGUCCGAUAUCACAAAAGGAGAGCUUGCGGGCACGGCAGCCGCGCCGGGCCCAAAUAUGUCGGGAAAGACGGGCCCCAGUGACGCGCACUUUGUCGAUUCUGCUGCGCGCGCGGCGCCGGCAGUACUGGUUGCGCUCGGUGUUGCCAGCGGCAUGGCAGUCUACCUGCUCUAA